UUUCAUUUUCAUAGAGAAGACUGCAGGAAAAAGAAAAGAUUGAAAGAACUUCAAAUCAAGAAAUAAAAAUAAAGAUUACUUUUGUUUGUGCUGUUAAUUAAAACAACAGACCGUUAUGCUGCUAUAAAUACAUUUUAACAGGACAGUAUGGAUAAUAUUAUAUCAUGGACCGCUGAAGAUGAGGCCAUCAUCGGCACCAACACCGAUGCCACUGAAUGCAAGCGAUGUGCGGUAGAAUUGGGCUACUGGAAGGAUGACUAUAUAAAGUAUUUCGUAAAACAUGUGGACAGGAAAGCGCCCGAAAUCAAUCGAGGGUACUACGCCAGGGUGCGCGCAAUGGAGAUGUUUAUCAAUCAAUUCUUAGAGCGCUGUGGCACAAAAUGCCAGAUCAUAAACUUGGGCUGUGGUUUCGACACUCUGUUCUGGAGGUUAAAAGACACCACACAGGCUGUGGGCAACUUUAUAGAAUUGGAUUUCCCAGCUGUCACAGCAAAGAAGUCACAUAUAAUUAAAAGAAAUAAACAGCUGAUGCAGAAGAUUGCUAACGAAGACAGCGAGGUGGUGAUCCACGAGGGCGACCUGCACUCGGACGGCUAUCACCUGGUGGGCUGCGACCUGCGCUGCCUCGGCGAAGUGCGUCGCAAGCUGGCGGCCGCGAGCUGCUCGCGCGACGCGCCCACGCUGCUGCUGGCCGAGUGCGUGCUCGUGUACCUGCGGCCCGACGCGGCCGACGCGCUGCUGCGGCACUUCGCGGCCGAGUUCCCGCGCUGCGCGCUCGUCGUGUACGAGCAGUGCAACCUGGGCGACAAGUUCGGCGAGGUGAUGGUGCGCAACCUGAGCGCGCGCGGCUGCUCGCUGGCGGGCUGGCGCGGCUGCGGGCCGCCGGCGGCCACGGCGGCGCGGCUGCGCGCGCUGGGCUUCGCGGCGGCGCGCAGCUGGGACAUGCAGGCCGUGUGGCGCGCGCUGCCCGAGGACGACCGCGCGCGCGCCGAGGCGCUGGAGAUGCUGGACGAGCGCGAGCUGCUGCUGCAGCUCAACACGCACUACGCGCUCAGCGUGGCCACGUGCGGCGACAUCUUCGCCGACAUCGACCUCAACGCGUAGGCGGCCCCGAUCCCACAUAUCCUCUCACUAGCUCUCCGCUCUACUCUACUGACCGACGAUUAUCAGUGUAGAAUAUAAAUCGUUUGACUAAAAUAUUUUUUUAUCUUACAUUAUUCGACUUUAAUGCUAUGUCGAACGGUUUAUGCACGCCAAUUUUUCACUAAGUAAAAACUAGCUCACCAGCCUGAUGCGAUGUGAAAAUUGAAUAAGCUAAAAUAACAUUUUGCCUGUGAUUACAUACUGUAGUUAUUUAGCUUGGGUCAUGAGAUAGCUUUCUAGUUUCACCUGUUAACCCAGCUUUUGACUAUUGAAACAAGUAAACUUACUGAGCAUAUUGUACUAGACCGUCUUUAAUAUUUGAGUUUACUAAAAACAUUUAUUUUAAGUUGUUGAAUUGUUGUAACGUGUAGGUAUCAUUUUAUCUGUGUAAAAUGAAAGCGAAUUUAUAACCACAAGCUGUUAGAAUAUAGAUGUUAUGUGUCUGUGUAUCACCUCAAGUUGGUCGCGGCUGCGCGCAGUCGGAGAUGUCAUGGAGGAAGAGUGCAGGCAGAGCCCUCAUUCAUUUCAUUAUUGAGCAUGAAAUCAUAGGAUCUUAUUGCUAUCAAGCCAAACAUAUUAUGCAAAAGUUUUGCAAUAAAUUUUCUCCAGAAAAUAGUAAAAUGCAUUAUCAUCUAUCUACUGAAAAUAUCUUCUAGGCUUCCAGUAGUUACGUUUGUGAAUGAGGCGGCUCCAUCCAUGGUUUUUUCUAGAGAAUCUGUUAUAAUAUUUCGUGACUGAUACUGGCGAAGAACUAGUUGUCUUGUUGGAUAUCAAAUAGAAUGAAAAGCAAACAUUCUAAUGUUAAAUGAAUUAGUGAAUAACAGUAAAACUUACUUGUCAUGUCCAAUGAAAUUGUUCUCGUUAAAGUCAGUUAAAAAAAGCGAACCAAAUUCAAUGAAAGCAGCUCGGAAGUGCGAGUGCCGCGGAAGGUCAGAAUUUUCCAUGAUAUUUGUCGAUACGUAUUACGUAGUGUUUACUUAAUAAUUGUAUAAAACGUUUAUGUGGUGUAUAUUACUAUUGAAGAAAUUUUAAUUAUAGUUUAUUUAUGUGGAA
Amyelois transitella is the source of this 2196-nucleotide messenger RNA. RefSeq names its product leucine carboxyl methyltransferase 1. Gene Ontology annotation, molecular function: protein C-terminal leucine carboxyl O-methyltransferase activity. Gene Ontology annotation, biological process: C-terminal protein methylation. The record is from RefSeq and is a predicted model, not a curated record. Gene Ontology annotation, cellular component: cytosol. The coding region runs from base 148 to 1104 and encodes 318 amino acids. The transcript has 3 exons. NCBI's taxonomy places the organism in Eukaryota, Metazoa, Arthropoda, Insecta, Lepidoptera, Pyralidae.